Messenger RNA from Sphenostylis stenocarpa, 363 nucleotides. The record is from the annotation of a GenBank genome assembly. NCBI's taxonomy places the organism in Eukaryota, Viridiplantae, Streptophyta, Magnoliopsida, Fabales, Fabaceae.
AUGCGUUGUUAUGAUUGUUUUUCAAAUUCUACUUCCAAAAGAUCAUGCCAUACUACAUGGAUGAAACAUUCAUUGGGAAUAAGAAUCAAAGUGGAGCAUGAGGGUUCUUGUUCUUGUUAUCAAGGAUUUCAAGCUUUGGAAAUCGGUGGUUUGAAUUUAGAAGAUGCAGGAUGUGACAAUGGAGAUGAUAACGAAGUUGAAUAUAGUGAAGAGGAAGUAAGCUUGAAGCACAAGACAAAGAAGCUCCAAAGGUUGCUUGUGAAGGUGAACAAGAGGAAUCAAAAGCCCGACAACGUGGAGAUGAUCGAAAGAGUCAAAUCCGCCACCAUGUGCAACACUGGUUUCAAGUCAGUGUUUGCGUAG